Messenger RNA from Chrysoperla carnea, 4066 nucleotides. RefSeq names its product aarF domain-containing kinase 1 (gene Adck1). The record is from RefSeq and is a predicted model, not a curated record. NCBI's taxonomy places the organism in Eukaryota, Metazoa, Arthropoda, Insecta, Neuroptera, Chrysopidae. Bases 184 to 1755 code for a protein of 523 amino acids. Gene Ontology annotation, biological process: lipid homeostasis; mitochondrion organization. The transcript has 5 exons. Gene Ontology annotation, cellular component: mitochondrial inner membrane.
UUAGAUAACAAUUUACAAACGUAAUGUGUAAGUGAAAUUUACGUGUUUUGCAUGUAAAUAAAAUAUGAGAGAAAGUAAGGUGAAUCAACAUAAAUUGAGGCCUCCAUAUUUUAAUUCAACUCAACAAUUAAAUAUUAAAUAUUGAUUGAGUCCAAAUGUUUAUACGAUUCAAGUUGAAAUAACAUGAUCAAAAUGCUAUCAAUGAGGAAUAUUAUACGGUUUUCCUUGGUGGGUGGUGUAGCUUUUGGAACAGUUGCCAGUUUACAAGGAAAUCAAUAUCGAUGGGAUUCAAUAGGUGUUGUACGUUUAAGUCGCGCUGCAAUUAAAGUAACGGAAAUUGGAGCAAUAUAUAAAACAAAAUUAUAUUCAAAAAAUUGGGAUAAAAAAUCUAUUGAAUAUAAAAUAAUUAAAUCUGAAUGUCAUAAGUUGGGCGCAGAAAAACUAUUAGAGUUAUGCCAAUUGAAUAAAGGUUGUUAUAUUAAAGUUGGUCAACAUAUUGGUGCUUUAGAUUACUUGUUACCUCGAGAAUAUGUGGAUACAUUAAAAGUAUUGCAUAGUCAUGCUCCAACUAACAGUUUAGAAGAUAUUUAUCAAGUUAUUAGAGAAGAAUUCAAAAAAGAACCAAAAGAUAUAUUUGUCGAAUUUGAUGAAACACCUUUAGGUAUCGCAUCGUUAGCACAAGUCCAUCGAGCAAAACUGGCUGAUGGACGAAUGGUUGCUGUAAAAGUACAACAUCCUUACGUUUAUGGCAACUCAAAAGUAGAUAUCAAGACCAUGGAAAUGUUAGUAAAAGUCGUAUCAUGGAUUUUUCCCGAAUUUAAAUUUCAAUGGCUAGUCGAUGAAACAAAAAAGAAUUUACCACAAGAAUUAGAUUUUUAUAAUGAAGGCAAAAAUGCUGAAAAAAUUCAAACAUUAUUAAAAGAUUUUAAAUGGUUAAAAGUGCCAGAAAUUUAUUGGGAUUUAUCCACAAAACGAAUUCUAACUAUGGAAUUUGUUGAAGGAGGACAAGUUAAUGAUUUAGAAUAUAUCGCAAAGCAUAAAAUUGAUCCAUUAGAUAUCACGAAAAAAUUAAGUCGAUUAUAUUCGCAAAUGAUAUUUGUGGAAGGUUUCGUACACAGUGAUCCACAUCCUGGAAAUAUUUUGGUUAAGAAAAAUGAUCAAGGAAAUGUGGAUAUCAUUUUAUUGGACCAUGGUUUAUAUGCUGUUUUAUCUAACGAAUUUCGAUACGAAUAUUCACAAUUAUGGUUAAGUAUUUUGGACAAAGAUCGGCAAAAAAUGCGAGAACAAUGUGCAAAAUUAGGUAUUGUUGGUGAUCUUUAUGGUUUACUCACAUGUAUGGUAACUGGGCGUACGUGGGAUGCAAUUUUAGCUGGAAUUCAAACAACCAAAGUUGGUAAAUUUGAGCGUGAUUUAAUGCAAACAGAAUUUCCGAAUCUAUUACCACAAAUAUCUGGAAUAUUAGAUGCAGUAAAUCGUCAAUUAAUUCUUGUAUUAAAAACAAAUGAUUUGAUGCGUGGUAUCGAAUCAACAUUAAAAACGCAACAGACGAUGACAACAUUUUUGAAUACAUCAAAGUGUUGUGUACGAACCGUCUACGAGAAUCACAUUAAAUCAUCUUCACAACAAAUAUCUAAGGUUAAACUAUUAUGCUUAGAACAUUGGACAUUAUUUAAACUAAAUAUGUAUUAUUUGUAUCGUGGAUUAGUUACAUUUUCAUUCUUUUCAAUUUUAAAAGAUAUGAUUGUAUAUGGGUAAGAUUUAGAAAAAUGAUUUAUUCUUAAGUAUCCAAAAAAUUACAACAUUAUGUUUUUAUUUGUUUUAAAUAAAGGUUGCCCUAAACUUAAUGCAAGAUUUUAAAAUUGCGCCAUUUGUGCUGUAAAGUGUUUUCAAUGAAAAACAAAGGUAAUUUUUAAAAUUCGACGGUUACAUUGAAAAAACAAUGUGUUUUUAGUCAAGUUCAUAUAAACAUGUCCAAAUAUACGUGCACUAUUUGUGACAACAAUCAUGUUACUGUACCUAAUACUUAGGCGUGGUGUGCUUACAUAUACUCAAUACAGACGUACACAAUUGCAUAUUUAUAAGAUUUUUUUUUUUUCAUCUUUUCAAAAAAUCUUUUUAAGGAGGAACAGGAGUGUUUGGAAAAAACCAGCGUUUUACUUUACCAACAUUUUCGUAAAAUUGCUUCGCAUGCUAAAUUUAAAAGUUAUCCGGAUUUAAAAAUUCCGAUGUCGAUCUAAGUUAUUUUUUGAGAUGAUGCAAAGUUGAAAAGGCAUUUGUUAGUUAUUUGGAAACGCAUCUUCAUUGCAAGUAUCGAGAUCUUCGAGUUAAACUCAUUUUUAUUUUACAACUUAAAUACACCUAGGUUAACACUAUAUUUUAAUUUCGUCAAAUUUUUAAGAAAAUUUUGCUUAGGGCCCAUACUAGCUUUAGAGAAAAAUUAAAAAAAAUAAUGAAUGAUUACUGGACUACAACUCGCAAAUUUUCAUUGCAAAGAAAUGUGAAUAAAGUUUAAAAAAAAAUUCUGAAAGCUUAAACCAUAUGUAACCGCCCAUAUCAUUGGAUUUGUUAUUAAGCCUUGUUAUCCACGCCUUGGGGGAGGAAAUUAAGAACUUUAAAAGUAAAAAUCAUAUGUGCGCGCAAAAUCUUGACGUUUUAACCGAUAUACUGUAACUAUUCCAUACAUAGACAGUUCUGUCAUUUAUACUUUAUGAACAUUUAUACUUUAUGCAAUUAAAAAUUGUGUGUUUUUGGUCAAAACUACUUGCGUUAAUUUUAGGAUAUCCUUAAGAAAAAAAAUAUUCUUGUAUUGUUCUGCAGACUUAUUUUAACAGGAUAUAGGAAGCGAGAAGUGCCUUAACGUUUUUAUGCUGUCAGUUAUAAUUUUUUAUCAGUAUAUACUCUUUAAGUGCUUUAACACUUACAACUUCCUAAAUCCACAACCACAAAAUUGUUUUUAAUAAAAGCCAAAAUUAAUGUUAAAUGGGUAAUAUUAAAAACAAUAUACUCGUUUCAUAAAGAACGUGAUUUAGCACAAAAUGUAUUAGACUCUAAUUUUAUUUUAUUUUUUUAAUGGAUAAUUUAGGAUUUAUAAUUUUAUCUUAAUAUCAUAAAAGUAAUGGGAUUGUUUUAUUAUCAAUGAAUUAAUUGAGAAAUAAUUAUUUAUUAGAAUGUUUUUACGAUGUUAGUUAUCGAUUCCAUAAAAGUACAAUUUAUAUCAUAAGUAAAAAAAAAUUACUUUUUGAUCCCAAAUAGUUAUAUAUAGUAUCCGAAAACAAAUAAUAAGAAAUCGUUUUCGAAAUAAUGAAAGAAAUACAAGGUGCGAAAGCAUAACUUUAUUUUUUAUAAUGUAGGCACACAUUCGCCUGAAACAUACUAGAGAUGUAUCUCUAUGUCAAAAAAAAUGCUCGUUUUAAAACAUUCUAAGUGUUACUAUUAUAACAUAACAUAUGAUGAGUACGCUUAGAAUGUUUUAACUGUGGCAGUUUUUUUGGAAUUAAGUAUAUGUGCCUACAUUAUAAAAAACAGAUAAAAAUUUUCUGAUUUAUACCAUGGAUUUUAUAAUUUUUGAAAAAAUGAAGUUAUGCUGCCGCACCUUGUAUAACACAGAUCGAUGUUGUUGUCCAAAUCCACUAAGUAAAUUUUUUUCUCAAAGCUAUAAUAACUACAAACUCUGUUAAAAAUAUUUCUUGGAAAGAAAUCUGUUGAGAAAACAAUUUUAUAUCCAACUCUAGUUAACAUGAUCUAGAUUAAUUCGGCCAAGUUUGAUAGUGUUUUUACUUCGAAAUCUUAUUUCGGCUAAUUUUAUUUCCCAAAAAUGUGCAUUAUUUUUUUCGGACGUUUUUCUGAAUCUUCUUUAAUCCCACUUAUUUAGGCAAUCCACAAUAUUUUUAAUAUUCAUUGCAGUCAUAAUGUUAAAUUGUAAAUAUUUUAACUUACAAUAGGCCUUUUCAUCAAUUUGCUUUUAUUUCGGACAUUUGUCAAAAAACUAUCCAUCUAAAGAAAAUCUAAUAUACUUCACCUUUAUCAAACAGCGCUUUUUGACAAAGAUAGAAGAUAUGUCUUUACU